UUCAAACUUCACGUGACCGCUAGAAGGCCCCCGCUUCCGGGAGCUCCGGCUCGGCUUCCGGGCCGUCGAGACCGUUGCCAGUUCAUUUCUCGCGGCGGAGACGCCCACUUCCGGCCGGCCGGUGCAACGCUGGUGGAGACGCAGAGCUGAGCCUGUAGCCUCCAGACAAAGGGUGACGCCGAGGCCCGUCGUCAUGGCGGCGUCGCAGCCCAGCCUGGCCGCCCAGAGUCCCGCGGUGCCGCUCCAGCAACAGGAGGGAGCCGGCGGCAGCGGGGAGCCGGAGCCCCAGCCCUCGAGCCCUUUGGAUCCCGUCCCCGCGCUGCCCACCUCCCCGGAGCUCCCCGGCGCGCUCGCAGCGCUGGGCUCCGCGCCGGAGGCCGAAGCCACCCCGAGGCCCGGAGGCGCCCGGCCCGGCCCCGAGACGUUCCGCCAGCGUUUCCGGCAGUUUCGCUACCAGGACGCCGCGGGUCCGCGGGAAGCGUUCCGGCAGCUGCGGGAACUCUCCCGCCAGUGGCUGCGGCCCGACAUCCGCACUAAGGAGCAAAUAGUGGAGAUGCUGGUGCAGGAGCAAUUACUGGCCAUCCUGCCCGACGCAUCCCGCGCUCGGCGGCUCCGGCGCCGGGCGGACGUGCGCAUCACCGGCUGAGCGUUGGAGCUCAGGGCUCCCAGGACUGGGGUCGGGGGCUGGAGCCUGGCCCCCUUCCCCAUGUUAAUAAUGAAAGGCGAGUUUUGACAGCU
This is a messenger RNA of Nannospalax galili (Upper Galilee mountains blind mole rat), 738 nucleotides long. RefSeq names its product SCAN domain containing 1 (gene Scand1). Lineage: Eukaryota; Metazoa; Chordata; Mammalia; Rodentia; Spalacidae. The record is from RefSeq and is a predicted model, not a curated record. The coding region runs from base 194 to 646 and encodes 150 amino acids. The transcript is spliced from 2 exons.